AUGCUGGAUGGAGGUGUAUGGCUGCUACUGGUGCUGCUACUGAUGGCUCUCAUCUUCGCAAUUUUGGGCAUGCUCGUUGGGCUUGUGUGCGCCCUGGUUACGACUGCGACCAAGCUCUUUGCCUAUGCUGGGACCAACCUGUGGGAGAGUCUCGAAGAUUACUGUGAGCGAGUCAAUCGCCCUCGCCUCCUCGCCCUAGUCAGCCUAGUCGCUAAGGUCCAAACACCCGACUCGGAGCGGGCCUUACAACUGGACUACGUUCACAGGAAAAAGGCGCUCGUGGCCGAAGCUAGUGCUCUGGUCCAACACCGUUCGGUGCAACGGAACCAGCUCACGCAAGAGUCCCACACAGUCUCGGUUGAACUACGGAAGAACUGGCAGAAGAUUAAAGUGCUGAGCGACGAGUAUCUGAAAGGAGGCACAGGCGUGUCGUCUGCGGGGCGGCUGCUGUAG
Aspergillus uvarum CBS 121591 is the source of this 453-nucleotide messenger RNA. RefSeq lists its product as uncharacterized. The record is from RefSeq and is a predicted model, not a curated record. The transcript has 3 exons. NCBI's taxonomy places the organism in Eukaryota, Fungi, Ascomycota, Eurotiomycetes, Eurotiales, Aspergillaceae. The coding region runs from base 1 to 453 and encodes 150 amino acids.